Lolium rigidum is the source of this 2793-nucleotide messenger RNA. RefSeq lists its product as uncharacterized. NCBI's taxonomy places the organism in Eukaryota, Viridiplantae, Streptophyta, Magnoliopsida, Poales, Poaceae. The coding region runs from base 78 to 2378 and encodes 766 amino acids. The transcript is spliced from 4 exons. The record is from RefSeq and is a predicted model, not a curated record.
AGGCACAAAGCACUUGACUUCAGAUGAUGUAGGAACCUUUCCUCUUUUUUUUUAUUCUCUGUAUACCACUCUUCGAGAUGGAGCAUAUUUCGAGUGGGCAUCGAUAUAAGGAGUACAAGCCACGAAGAAGUAGCGGCUCUCCAACCAAACUACUUGUUGGGAAGGAUGUACUUAAAGAAUUGGAGCAAAGGAGGUCAUCCCCCAGUGUGAUCGCAAAGCUCAUGGGAAUUGACGUAUUGCCACCUACUUAUGUAGCCCAUAAUCGGCAUCAAGAAUUCAAGGAUGUUUUUGAGGUCUCAGAGGAGCUACCGGAGACCUUCACAAAAGAGAGGUCACAUCAUUUCCCUAAAGGGCUGCCAAGCUUGAAGCGGAGCGCGAUGAAGUUGAAAAAACUCAUGCCAUCAAAGUCUCCCUAUGGUGAUGAAAUAUUUGACAAUGAUGCGGACUACAGAAAUGGCUUGGAUCGCCUGAACUCACUUGAAAUAGACAAUCCUUUGUUUGAGAAGCGCCCCCAUGAUGCGAAUUACUACCCAAGCCGUCGGCAUGAGAAAGAUACUGCAUCCAGUUUCAGGAAGUAUCCUGUCGGUUUAGCUAAUUCAUCGCUUAGAGAUAUCAAAAAUUCACCGAGAGGGGGUUACAGGGGUUUCAAUGACAUUGUCGUUUUGGAGCCUGGCUCGGGAAACAGCAAUGAUCCAGAGAACUCUUUUCCCAUGCCGUUCCUCUCUCAUGUCAACAGGAAUUCCAGGAGAGAUAGGAAAAAGAAGCAGGCUGAGUCUGUUGUGAUGAGCAAAGGCAGAGUUUCACAACAUCUUUUGGACACUGAAGAUCUUAAUGCUGCUAGAAUGAAAGGAGAAAGAUACUUGACUAGUGAUGCCAACAAUUCACUGUCAACAAGACAGGAGGCAUCGCUUGAUCAAUUCAACAUGGUAGUAGAUAUGAAUAACAGUGGAACAUCUCAGGGGUAUGCUAGCAGUGACAUUAAUUCCAGGCAAAACAAGAAGUCAUCACCAAAUAGCUUGCACUGGAAAAUCUUCCGGAAGUAUGAGGAAGGUGAUGUUGGUUCAAAAACUCUUGCACAGAUGUUUGCUUUAUCUGAUUCAGAGAGAGUAAAGAGAAAUUCAGACUCGCGUGCUCAGAUCCAACACAAUAGACUUGACCGGGGCAAAGGUCACAGCAAGGAAGGAUGCUUUAUAGUUUUACCAAAGCAUGCACCUCCAUCAUCUCUUCACAGCUCAUUGGACAGGAGAUCGCCCUCCGAAGGCUCUCCUGACAGUGAAAAUUUCCCAAAUCCUUCAGUUAGUUAUGACAAUGGCAAGUUCCAUUUUGAUUCUUUUCUGCCUAAACCAAGGCUCAAGCAGAUUGCCGGUGAGAGGCAAGCCUUGGAGCAGCGCAGACCUGCUUCUCCUUCUCUUGAUGAUUCCAGAUCGCAUUCGUGGCGCCUAGCUGAUAACGCUUCAACUUCUGACUGCAUAAAUGAGAAAGUAUUGUUCACGACAGACGAGGGCUUAAUCCAAGAGUCUGCUAAAACAUCUCCUUCUGUGUUUCAGUUGCAAUUCUCUCGGGAACAGAAGGCUUCAUCAUCGCUUUUGCAGUGUGGUGACUAUGAAUCCAUAUCUAUUUCUAAUCAUGCUGUUCUGCCGAAGUCUCGUAAAAGCAUGGAAGAUUUUGAGCAACCUAGCCCAGUUUCCAUUCUUGAGCCCCCAACUGAUGAAGAUGGUUGUUCUUCUGGAUUUUUCAAGAAUGAUUUGCAAGACAUGCCCAAUGUCGAGAAACAAAUAGACCAUUGUCGACUCCGAGAUGAACCUGAGGUCUCCAUGUCAAGUGAUGAUGACAAUGAUUCUUCUUACCAAUCUUUGGAAGCAUUUCAGGUUGAGGAGGACAGGGAUUUCUCAUAUCUGCUUGACAUACUUAUAUGCUCUGGUAUGAUAGUAGCUGACUGGCAGCUCUUGUGCAACUCAUGGCACUCACCUGGUUUCCCUGUUGGCCCUCAAGUCUUUGAGAGGCUUGAGAGGAAGUACAACAAGAUUACUUCAUGGUCAAAGUCAGAAAGAAAACUUUUGUUUGAUCUUGCGAAUUCUGUUCUUUCCGAUGUCCUUGCACCUUGCACCAAUAUACACCCAUGGGUGGAUUCUAUUAGACGUUGCCAGCCUAUCUGGGGCCCUGAAGGGCCUGUUGAGAAGGUUUGGCAGAUGAUGGCUAGGCAGCAAGAGGAUCUGGCCAUAGGGCAUCCUGAUGACAAGGUUUUGGACUCAAACUGGCUGGAAGUUGGUGAUGACACAUAUAUGGUCGGAAAGCAGAUAUCCAUGAUCUUAUAUGGUGACCUCUUGGAAGAAGUCAUAUUGGAAUUCCUCUCACGCACGGUCGUUGCAGUUAGAUGACAUUGAGAAAAUUCAAAGAAUCGAUUCUAUCGUAACAGAGUACAAUGAGUACCUAAAAAAACAGAGUACAGUGAGGAGCCAAGUUUCUCCUGCACAAUCUUAAGCGUAUAUUCUGUAACUGCUGCGUAUAGAAUAUGUUGUUACAAACUGAAGAGCAAAUAGUGCAUGAUAUACUGGCCAAAUGUCCUGUCCAUUCAGGGGCGUGUGUAGUAACUAAAGAUGUAUGUCCAAUCAAUACUUUGACGUAUGUAGAGAUGUUAGCUUCCAUCAUUCCAUGAUAUCUUUGCUUGUUACUUUAUCUAGAUUUCAAAUUGUACGGAUUUUGUUUAGGAUACAGUAGUUUUUAGUAAAGUAUUUUCGACGUUCCAAAUUAAGUGCUUUGUAUAAUGUGAGAAGUGACGCAGCUUUGUCUUGA